Messenger RNA from Bombyx mori (domestic silkworm), 7733 nucleotides. RefSeq lists its product as uncharacterized. The transcript has 2 exons. Lineage: Eukaryota; Metazoa; Arthropoda; Insecta; Lepidoptera; Bombycidae. The coding region runs from base 223 to 2541 and encodes 772 amino acids. Gene Ontology annotation, molecular function: protein binding. The record is from RefSeq and is a predicted model, not a curated record.
CCUCGAGACGUGAACACGUUUUCAAACGUUUUUCAUACGCACAGAAGCAAAACGUAUGUAUAUAUAAAUGUGAAAGUGCGGAAGUGUCUUGUGCUUUGCUGUACGAUAAAGUGUUAGAUGUUCUGUGAAAGUAAUUGUUUUUUCUAAGCAAAAAGGAUUCGUCUUUGUUAUGAUUUCCACAUAAUGUACCCGCUCUACGUAGAGGCCCUGCCUUGAGGCAACAUGAGAGUCAAAAGGAGCGUGCACGUGAGGCUCAUUGCCUUAUGUACGACAUGCAUGCUGCUCCAAGCGAUGGCGUGCCCCUCGCAAUGUAUAUGCAAAUGGAAAAACGGAAAACGGUACGUAGAGUGCUCGGAGAAAGACCUCAAAGCGAUACCCGACUCGCUUGACUCUGAAACACAAGUCCUAGACUUCACCGGCAACGAUCUUCAAGUGCUGCAAAAGGAAACCUUUCACAAACUCAAACUGAUCGAUCUGCAGAAGAUUUACUUGCAGCGAUGUCGACUGCAGAAAAUAGACAGCCAAGCGUUCAAAGGUCUCGCUAACUUGGUGGAAUUGGACCUUUCCAACAAUUAUUUGAACCUCGUACCCUCGAGUAACUUCGUGUUUAUCCCGUCGCUAAUGAGACUGUCGAUCAAUAACAAUCCAAUCGCGAGUAUCAAAACACAUUGUUUCCAACAUCUCUCCUAUCUGAACACGUUGGAGCUGAGCGAUUGUAAAAUAGAAGCGAUCGAGAGAGACGCAUUUGCCGGUUUGAAUCACCUUGAAUGGCUGCGACUGAGCGGGAAUAAACUAUCGAAUAUUCAGGGAGAAAAUUUAUUUCCCGAUACGCUGCGGGGGAUCAACCUGCAAAAUAAUAAUUGGAACUGCGAUUGCCACUUGAGGGAUUUGCAUAGUUGGCUGUUGAAUUUCAAUAUGCCGCACGCCGUCGAGCCCGCUUGCUCGCUUCCAGAACGCUUGAAGAAACGGACCAUCACCAGCAUUUCGGAGAACGAGCUGGCCUGCCUACCGAAAAUGAGCCCUACGUCUGUGUACGUAGAGACGAACGCCGGCAACAAUGUGACGCUCGAAUGCUUAGUGAAAGCAAUCCCCGAAGCGAAAAUAACGUGGUUAUACCAGGGACAGAUCAUUCAUAAUUAUUCGACCAUGUCGCCGGAUCCCCGAAUAUAUUACGUCGAGAACGGCGUCACCGACAAAAAGAGUGAAUUGUACAUUAUGGGCAUAAGUAACGAGGAUAACGGUACGUACACAUGUGCCGCUGAGAACCCCGCCGGUCGGGCACGUGCCAAUUACACGCUCAGGAUCCUAGUGAAAGAGGAACCGGUCGUUAUCGUUGUGACCUUCCCACACAGACAUCUAGUAGUCAUUGUGACCGUUGUAUUCCUAAUUAUAGUGUUGCUAAUAGCCAUAAUCGCCGUAGUCAUGUUGAAAUUCAAAACCGAUACGAGGAGUCGUAAGAAAAAGGAAAGCGGCAAGGACGUCGCUUUGUGCAAUCAGAUACUGCCAUCGAGUCGCAGCAAUGGUAACAUACCUAAAAAUAACGGGAGCUUAAUAGUGAACGCGCACUCUCAUCACGCACUGCACUACACGGUACAAACGAACCGUGAUUACGAGCCAAGCGAUGUGUAUCAAAGCAAUAACAUGAAAGGCUUCGUCGACAGAAAUCCCGACCUAAUUAGCGACGCGGAAACAGUAGCAAACAAUGCGCAAAACGAGAACACAGCGUUAUCAGUGUACAAAGCGCAGAGCGUGGGGGGCGACGGGUUUGAAGAGGAGACCGUAUUCACGGCAGCCUCCGUGCCGCGGCAGGUCACGUGGCAAGACCAACAGCCCGUAAACAACAUGAACUUGCCGCAAAACACAUUAAACAAUAUGUACCAGCACUCAGCUGACGUGCACCUCAAUCCGGGCUGCUUCCUCGACAGCGAAGGCUAUCCGUACGAUUAUGGUCUACCAAAGCAUCCGUGCCGACCUCCCAUUAUGUCAAAUUAUUCGGUUGUUGGCCCGUUUUACCAGACCUUACCCCACAACAGGCCUAAGAACCAGAAAUUAGUUUGCAAAUUCGCGAAAGACACAGAGUUCAAUACGGCACAGCCGACGUGCCCUAAUUUCGAAAUGUACAAUAUGACGACGAACGUGCGCCGUACCUUAGAGGGCUACCCCGUUCCGAGAAACAGGCAAAUAGCUUUUGUAGGGAACGGCACUGUGUAUUACAAUGACGAAUUCGUUCCUUCGCCACCGGAAGGCUACAAAACCGACCCGAUGCAGUACUGCGCAACCGAACCCUGUCCGUCGUGGAACCCUAAAGGGACUUGUGCAGUCAUGGUGCCCAUGAGUGUGACGGAGGGACCCGGACGAUGUUACCAAGUUGAGACUAGAUGCGUGGACACUCAGACCAGUGCGUCGGACGCUCGCAUGCCCGCGGAAGGCAUCGAGAGCGUCCUCAAACCUUUACCGCAGGUAUCAAAUGUGAAAUGUGCCGGGGAUAUUUGUUCGGAGAGCCCUGACGAGGGCUACGUGGGGGACGCUAACGAUAUCUGACGUCGUCGCAACGAAAACACGUAGGCGGUGUUAAGACGCUCCUAAAAUGAUAAAGCGACUGAGUAAAAUAGUUUUGUAUAUAUAAUGGCGGCGGUGUAUCACGCAUAUACGAAUUUCGCGUUGCUCGGCGAUAAGUCGGGAGUGCAGUGAACGUUUUAUCGUAGAAAAAUGUUUUUUGUACUGUUCGAUUUGACGAAGCGUGUUUAAUGUAUGGAUCUCUCUGUUUUGCAUUUUUAUAUGUAUGUUUUUUAUAGAAUGUAUGUGAUAGUUUCUUUCAUAGUGUACUAAAAUACAUACAAAGAAGUGAAUGAUAUUUAAUUAAUAGUUUAUUUUGUUUUUAGCCUAUAGCACCAAUAUAAUAAUAUUUUUUUGGAGAUAUUUCUAUAUUACGAUAUAAUAAUAUGUAUAAUAAUGUUUUAUGUAACAUAUAUUAGAAGUUUUUGACAGUUUUCAUGGUCAAGGAAGACUUAAACUGCGUAUAGUUUAUUACUUAAAUAUCAUAAUCGUUCUAGCAUCUGCCUCAAGCCAAUCCUACUGUACUUCGGACGUAUUUCCAGAAAAGACAAAGACAAUUUUGAAAACCUGCUGAUUAGUGGCAAAGUGGAAGGAAAAAGAUCGUGGGAGCGCAAUCCAUUGCGUUGAUCUGACCAGGUCCACACUACUCGAUUCCACAGUAUACGAUGCGCUCAGAGUAGCUUUUUUUUAUUGCCCUUGUAGGCAGACAAGCAUACGGCUAACCCGACGGUGGGUGGUUACCGUCGCCCAUGGACUUCAGCAAUGCCAGGGGCAAAGCCAAGCCGCUGCCUACUGAAAGCCGAAGCCUAGCUGAAGACAAGACGAGAUGGCACAAUGUCGUCAGGAUGAAACUUAUAGAUGGAGGUGAUCACGACCCUUAGACGUGAUGAGCACGACCGCACGAGGAAGAUCACAAUCGUCUGUAGUCAAUUUGAAUAAACAUAAAAUAAUUCCUUCUCUACAUUACUGAACCUUUCGGUUAUCACGAAAAAUAAAUCAUUCAAAACUACGAAAACGAAUGAAAUAAAACAUCUAAUAUUUGCAUUUACAGUCUUCCGUGACCAGUGAAUUGAAAAAUCAAAUUUGUGAAUUAUUUAAUUCAAGUAGAAAAUUUAAUUGUUUUGUUCAGGUAGAGCUUUACAGGCGCUUUUUAAAUAGUUAUCUUUAACACCGAUUCAUAAUGCAUUUGCACCAUUGAGAAGACACUGCAAGAGAAUCAAGACUUGCUCGGUUUCAAUUAUCAUAUUUAUAAAAUGUCAUUAAAUUAGUACACAUAACAAAACAGAACUAAAAUACCGAGCAUCGGCCGGCUUUCUAAGCUUCAGAUAAGAAAAUGAGAUCAAAGCAUAAGGCUUUCUUUCAAUCACUAAGAAAACUAUAAAUGAGUUCAUUUUAAUAUUGUCAUACACAUUGCAAUUAUAGCUUUAAUUUGAAAUGGACUUUCGCUCUGAGGAAACAGCUCUCAUUCACGUUACAUAGCCUACAAUUUUUUUUAAAAUUGUGUGUAAAUAAACCUUGUAAAUAUUAGAAUUUGUUUCAAAUGUAAUGUAGGUCUCAUUAAGUAAUACUUCGAUAUCAGGGUAAUUCUCCCGUUGUAUAACGAUGAUGUGUUAUGGUACUUUUACGUGCAAGACUAUGGAAAAUUCGAGUUCUUACUCUGUGCCCAAACAUCGGAGAUUAUACUUAUUUGAUGUUACAAAAAAUUUACAAAAUAUAUACACUGGUGGUAGGACCUGUUGGACACUUCUACUGGUGGUAGGAUCUCCUGUGAGUCCGCGCUGGUAGGUACUACCACCCUGCCUAUUUCUGCCAUGAAGCAGUAAUGCGUUUCGGCUUGAAGGGUGGGGCAGCCGUUGUAACUAUACUUAGAGCUUAUAUCUCAAGGCGGGUGGUGGAUUUACGUUGUAGAUGUCUAUGGGCUCCAGUAACCACUUAACACCAGGUAGCCUGUGAGCUCGUCUACCCAUAUAAGCAAUAAAAAAAAACAUGCAGUAAUAAGUUGAUUUUCGUUGAAUUUUUUUAUAUACCUUUCAGGCAUACGAGCAUACGGCCCACCAAAUGGUGAGUGGUUACCGUCGCCCAUGGACUUCAGCAAUACCAGAGGCAGAGCCAAGCCGCUGCUUACCUUUAAAUAUCUUCCUAGAUGCAUCAAACAAGUAUAAUAUCCAAAAUAUUGUCGUUUCCGGGGUAGAAGACGCGAGAGUGGGCGUCACAUAAGAUGUCGUGAUACCACUUAAUUGAAGCUUGCCUUGGACGUCCCCGUUUGAUAAAAAGUUUGGGCACAGAAUUCGUUUUUAUUUUUUUGUUACUUUUACAAAGCUGUUUACGAUUUUCCGUUUACUUUUAGCAUUUUAUAUUAAAUUAUAAGUACAUAAGAAUAUUGUUGGUUUUAGUAUAGUCUUGUAACGUUAUAAGUAAGUACACAAUAUCAUUGAUCUAUGUGUUAUUGUCGUUUUGACGUUUAUUUCUAAUUGAUUAUUGUUCUUCAAUUUAGUAAUAACUAGACGAUGACCUUUUUUUUUGAUAACGCCAUCUUGUUGUGUCUUUAAAGCAGUUAAAUGCUCUCAUUUAAAAAAAAUAGUAUUAUUAUUCGCCAAUAGAUGUCGGGAAGAGUCAUAAAGUUGAUUAUUGAAAACACGAGAACAAAACAACAUUUUCUGAAAAUAAGUCGUAGCUAGAUCGAUUUAUCGCCCCCGAAAUCCCUACUAAAUUUUAGGAAAAUCGUUGGAGCCCUUUCCGAGAUUUAGAUUAUAUAUAUAUAUAUACAAUAAUUGCUCGUUUACAGGUAUAAGAUGUAUAUGAAAUUACAAUUAUUCUUAACGGCUUAUCCCAUACAGUCUAAUCAAGCAUUUUCGUGUCGACAGUCGCUGUAGGAAUACAUUUGAUACUUCAAUGGUAUAUCUAAAUUGACUUCCAUGCUGUAGUUUCCAUGAGUGAGCCAUGAUCAACUGUGAGAUAUCCUGGGCUAUUGGCGUAGUUGGUCUUAGCUAGUAAAAUAAUAUCACUAGCAAAAAAAUCUUUGCUAGAGAGAAUAUUAUUAUAGAGGUAUAUUUACAGACGCAAAAACACCAGUUCUGUGUUUUCACUAAUUACGGCUUUAUUUUUUAGCCAAGCUGAGGGAUAUUUAACCGUGUAGCGGUUCAAAUUUUUUCGUUUUCUUUUUUGUUGUCCUUAUAGGCCGACGAGCAUAUGGGCCACUUGAAGGUGAGUGAUCACCGUCGUUCAUGAACAUCUGCAAUGACAGGGACAGAGCCAAGUCGCUGCCUACCGUUAAAUGAACCAAAUUUCUCACAGUACUAGAAUGACAUUUGUAACUUUAUUGGAAACAGUCUUAAAAGAGAUACUUUGGCAUUUUUGACGCUUUGUACGUCAAGACUGAUUUUGUUACCCUCCCUUUUACUGGACAUUGUAAUAUGAGAGUGCCGAUGCUAAUAGAAAGUGCGGCAUAAAAGAUUUAACGGACGAUUGCUAAUCCUAUGACUGAGGCAUCCUUUUGUAAAAGAGCAAUGGAGUCCACUAACCCUUUGAAGUGGACAAAGGCACUGGAAGUUCGAGCUUUUAUCAGCACGUGGAACAUUUGUUGAAAGGCUUCUAUUGCUUUCUGAAAUUGAGAUUUAUUGGAUUCAAAUUAAAAUGAAUUUCAAAUGUAUUGGAAACGAGACUUAACAUAUUAUUUUACAUAACAUAUUUCUAUUUUUUAUUAAUUGUCUAGAAAAAAACGUCAAAAAGACACCAAUAGGAAAAAUCUUAUGUAUUAAUUAUUAAUAGUAACACUUUAGAUACUAUCUUUUGUAUGAAGAGCUUUCAGUUUUGGAAGUUCAUAAGUAAACAUAGCAAUAAUUAUUUUAGUUGAAAGCGCCACGUGAAAGUGGUUCAGUACUAAUGUCUAGGUUCAAACUGUAAUAUUGUUUCUAUUUUAUUUUGUAACCAACAAACCUUCACUUAGUCUUUUAUAAAUUAUUGUUUAAUUUGAAACAAAACUAAAAUUGGUUAAUGCAUUCUAUAAUUUUCACAAUAAAAUGCGAAUUUUGUAUGGAACCAUUUUAAUUUUUAGUAAGAGAUUUUUGACGUGACAACGUCUUAUUAUAAUACGAUGGAGCCGGCUGCACGCACGAAAAAAUAUGACUCAUACGGCGUUACCUCGCUCUGAGGCGUUCCAUUUAAGGCUUGAAGUGCAAGCGAGAGCGCGCAACGAGCGACAAAGAGGCACGAUGGGCCUCCGCGUUCGGCAGCGUUCGACAUCUGUCUCUCUCCUACUUGAGUGAGCGAUACAUCCGCGUGGACAGCUGCUAUACAAUAAUACAAUUCAAAGCACAUUCAUACUUGUAAAAAAAACUAUGUAAUAGGGAUUUCCAUUUACCUCCUUCUCUAUAUUCAUACAAAAUAUGUAUCAAACAAAUAAAAUUAAAAUUUUCUUUUGAAAUGUGAAACCAUUCCAUCAGUUUCUUAUGACGUUGUCACGUUGACCUGUCGUCAGUAAACCGACUUUACAGACAACCGAUUUUUUUAUCUUGUAUUUAUUAUAAUUUGAACACUAAUGUCUCCAAAUUUAAUGUAGGACGUCUAUAUAUUCAAAAAAUUAAACCCGGUAACUUCAACACGCAAUGGUCUAUUUCAGUCGGUCAUUAGCCGUUUUGACGGCAUAUUAUUAUUCCACUGUAAUUGGAUCUAGACAAAAACAAGUAAACAAUUAAUUAGAAAUAAUCGUAUCUACUCCAGGAUUCAAUAAGACGUCCUAUAAAUAAGACCAAGCGCAAAACCAACAAAAUAAUUAGUACGUAGCGUUCCAUGUAUCAAUCACAUAUUAAUUGAGGAAUUAAUCCUACCUAGCCUUCGAAGCAAAACAUAAAAAUCGACUUUCUGCACGAAUUCCUAACACUCAUUUUUGUGUAUUUUAUUAGUGCCUCGACCGAGACUGGACUUAUUUUUAGAUCGAUUACGUGGUUCAUUACAUACAUUACUGAUUUUUUAAUAAUUAAGGUAAUUUGGAAAUGUUUAGUUUGAAGUAUACUGUGGUUGGACUUUAUGUCUGUACUGUCAAUAAAUCGAUAAAGAUAUUUUUUAUCUUCACAAACUGACUGUUUUGUAACAUUAGCACAAAAUUAUCACGACGUUAAUCUUUAGCGAAACGAACGUAUUGUAGAAAUGCAUGGAAUCGGAAAUAAAAUAUGUAUUUU